Molecule: messenger RNA, 8030 nt
Organism: Pteronotus mesoamericanus
Lineage: Eukaryota; Metazoa; Chordata; Mammalia; Chiroptera; Mormoopidae
Gene: SHPRH
Product: SNF2 histone linker PHD RING helicase
Exons: 30
Coding region: 239-5296 (1685 amino acids)
Biological process (GO): DNA damage response; protein polyubiquitination; nucleosome assembly
Cellular component (GO): nucleus; nucleosome
Molecular function (GO): ATP-dependent chromatin remodeler activity; ubiquitin protein ligase activity; DNA binding
Source: RefSeq, a predicted model, not a curated record
GUGACUGCGUGCCCGGAACCUGAGACGACAUUGGAGGGCCUUGGUGCAGAGAGGAUCUAGAGGCUUGGAGAACCUGUCUAGGAAGGCGCUCAGGUUUCACGUUAUUUAUGUGUAUGGACUAUUAAUUGAUGCUGAAUUUCUCAUCUGGGAGCACCUGAACUCUGAAACCCUCUCUUGGAAUGCCUACCGUUGCCUUUGUCUUCUAGAGUUCAUAUUUACCAACUAAGAAAACGUGAAGAUGAGCAGCCGACGGAAACGUGCCCCUCCGGUGAAAGUAGAUGAAGCAAAGCAGCAGCAGCUCUGCUGGAACAUGCACGAGGACAGAAGAAAUGAACCCCUCACCCUCACUGAUGACGAGCAGCCCGACCCAGGUCCAGAUUCCUCUUCUGCACAUUGCGUCAUCCUAGAUGAUGGUCUAACGGAAGACGUGGCUCACAGAGAUAAAAGGAGAUGUCCGGAGACAGUGAGCAUCUCGAAAGCAAUCGAUAGAGAAGAGACUGCUGACAGUGUUUCUCCUUCAUCUGCAAAGCUGAAUAUUGUGAUUUCUCCCAGUCACUUCGAUAAUUCUUGGAAAGCGUUACUAGGAGAAUUCACUCUUCAGCUUCUUCCUGAACAGAGUUUAACAGAAAACUUUUCUGAAAGGAGUUUUACGCUGAUUAGUUCAGAGUCAAGCAGUCAGUUCCUAAUCCAUACUCAUCCAGAAUGCAUAGGUGCAGAGAAACAAGAAAAAGGACUCAACGAGCCAGUCAGUGUUUGUGACAAGGGUAUCCGUGUGGAAUCAUCCUUCAGUGGUGAAAUGUUGGAAGAUUUGGGGUGGCUGCAAAAGAAGAGAAGAAUAAAACUUUACCAGAAACCAGAAGGAAAUGACAUUAUUAAGGUUGGAAUUUAUCUUUUGGAAGAUGGCUUAGCAAAACUAGACUUUUUGAGUGAUGCAAGUUCAAGAAUGAAAAAGUUCAAUCAACUCAUGAAGAGAGUGAUGGAAAAGUUAUAUAAUUUUAUUAUUACAGAUGUGUUGGAAGAGGAUGAGGAGGAUUCAGAUAGCGAGCCAGAGGGACAAGACAUUGAUGAGCUCUAUCACUUUGUGAAGCAAACGCAUCAGCAAGAAACACAGUCCAUCCAAGUGGAUGUCCAACAUCCUGCAUUGAUUCCUGUGUUGAGACCGUACCAAAGAGAGGCUGUCAAUUGGAUGCUGCAACAAGAGCAUUUCAGAAGCGCUCCUGCUAGUGAAAAUGCCCUGCACUUCCUAUGGCGAGAGAUCAUUACAUCUGAGGGUCUGAAACUCUACUACAAUCCAUACACAGGCUGCAUUAUCCGUGAGUACCCAAGUGCUGGGCCACAGUUGUUUGGUGGAAUCUUAGCAGAUGAGAUGGGUCUUGGAAAGACAGUGGAGGUUUUGGCUCUGAUUCUGACACAUACUCGACAAGAUGUCAAACAAGAUGCGCUGACUGUUCCUGAGGGAAAAGUGGUGAAUUAUUUCACUCCAUCACAUUGUUCUGGAGGACAAGUAAAAAACACAGAAACUCAAAACAUGGGGAAUGAACCAAAAGAAAAAGUUCAGUGCCCCCCUACACGUGUGAUGAUCCUGACAGCUGUGAAAGAAAUGAAUGGAAAAAAAGGCGUUUCCAUCCUUUCCAUCUAUAAGUAUGUCAGCUCUAUAUACAGAUAUGAUGUUCAGCGUAACAGGAGUCUUCUGAAACGGAUGCUGAAAUGUUUGAUUUUUGAAGGUCUUGUGAAGCAAAUCAAAGGCCAUGGUUUUUCUGGGACUUUUACAUUGGGGAAGAAUUACAAGGAAGAAGAUAUAUAUGAUAAAACAAAAAAGCAGGCAGUGUGGAGUCCAAGGAAAAUUCAGAAAGAAUCCAGGAAAUCAGUGAGCAAGGACACAGAUUCUGAGUACUUGCCAUCAAACACCUCUGAGGAUGAUGAUGAUCCAUACUAUUAUUAUGAUAAGCCCAGGAGAAACCGUAGUAAAAUGAGGAAAAAGCCUGUUUCAUCCACAAAAAAGGACAAAAGUCAGCCUGACAUCAAUCUCAGUUCCCAAGAUCGCGAUCCAGCUACAAGUGACUCUGGAAUUACUGACGUUACCACCUCCAAAAGCACAUGUGUCCUUGAAGUCCAGCAAGAACAUGCAACAGAGGACCAAGCUGAAUCUCUAAACCCCACAGGUGGUGAUGUUCCACAUUCUAAUGUCGCGAGUCUCUGUAAUUCAUCUGAUUAUCGCUUCGAGUGUAUCUGUGGUGAACUUGACCAUAUGGACCGUAAGCCUCGUGUUCAGUGCCUGAAAUGCCACCUGUGGCAACAUGCAGAAUGUGUGAAUUAUGAAGAGAAGAAUCUGAAGAUUAAGCCUUUUUACUGCCCCCACUGCCUUGUUGCAAUGGAGCCAGUAUCAACAAGAGCAACUCUGAUCAUCUCGCCCAGUUCCAUCUGUCACCAGUGGGUGGACGAAAUCAACAGGCACGUGCGGUCCUCAUCCCUUCGAGUCUUGGUAUAUCAAGGAGUGAAGAAACAUGGCUUUCUACAGCCUCACUUUUUGGCAGAACAGGAUAUAGUUAUCAUUACCUAUGAUGUCCUUCGUUCAGAGCUGAAUUACGUAGAUAUCCCACACAGCAACAGUGAGGACGGGCGUCGCUUACGGAACCAGAAGCGCUACAUGGCCAUCCCCAGCCCCCUCGUUGCUGUGGAGUGGUGGAGGAUCUGUCUGGAUGAAGCUCAGAUGGUUGAAUGUCCUGCUGUCAAGGCUGCAGAAAUGGCUCAGCGCUUGAGCGGCAUCAAUCGCUGGUGCAUCAGUGGCACUCCGGUGCAGAGAGGACUGGAGGAUCUUUUCGGGUUAGUGGUCUUUCUCGGUGUGGAACCUUUCUGUGUCCGACACUGGUGGGUUCGGCUUCUCUAUCGCCCUUACUGCAAGAAGAAUCCUCAGCCCCUCUACAGCUUCAUUGCCAAGAUUCUGUGGAGGUCUGCGAAGAAAGAUGUGAUUGACCAAAUUCAAAUACCUCCUCAGACGGAGGAAACGCACUGGCUCCACUUCUCUCCGGUGGAGAGGCAUUUCUACCACCGGCAGCAUGAGGUGUGCUGCCAGGACGCGGUCGUCAAGCUCAGGAAGAUCUCCGACUGGGCUCUGAAGCUCAGCAGCCUGGACAGAAGGACUGUCACCUCCAUCCUGUACCCACUGCUGAGGCUCAGACAGGCCUGCUGCCACCCACAGGCCGUUCGCGGGGAGUUCCUGCCACUCCAAAAAAGCACCAUGACCAUGGAAGAGCUUCUCACAUCCCUGCAGAAGAAAUGUGCAACUGAAUGUGAGGAAGCACAUCGGCAGCUCGUUUGUGCUCUCAAUGGCCUAGCAGGCAUCCACAUCAUUAAAGGCGAGUAUGCGCUGGCAGCGGAACUGUACAGGGAAGUGCUGCGUUCAUCAGAGGAGCACAAAGGGAAACUCAAAACCGAUUCACUCCAAAGACUUCAUGCUACUCAUAAUUUGAUGGAAUUGUUGGUAGCCAAGCACCCGGGGAUACCUCCUACCUUGCGAGACGGCAGACUUGAGGAAGAGGCCAGGCAGCUGCGGGAGCACUACAUGAGCAAGUGCAACACCGAGGUCGCCGAAGCGCAGCAGGCUCUGCUGCCUGUGCAGCAGACCAUCCGGGAGCUCCAGAGAAAGAUUUAUUCCAAUUCUCCUUGGUGGCUAAAUGUGAUCCACAGAGCAAUAGAAUUUUCUAUUGAUGAGGAGCUUGUUCAACGAGUGCGAAAUGAAAUAACCAGCAACUACAAGCAGCAAACUAGCAAGCUUUCUAUGUCAGAGAAGUUCCGUGACUGCAGAGGUCUUCAGUUCCUGCUAACAACACAAAUGGAAGAACUAACUAAAUUCCAGAAGCUGGUAAGAGAAGCAGUGAAGAACCUGGAGGGACCUCCGUCUCGUAGUGUUAUUGAGUCUGCGACAAUCUGCCACCUCCGACCAGCCAGACUUCCUCUCAACUGCUGUGUCUUCUGUAAGGCUGAUGAAUUGUUCACAGAGUACGAAUCAAAGCUGUUUUCUCACACAGUCAAAGGCCAGACUGCAAUAUUUGAGGAGAUGAUAGAAGAUGAAGAAGGACUGGUGGAUGAUCGAAUACCUACCACCAGCCGGGGUCUGUGGGCAAUAAGCGAGACAGAGCGGUCUAUGAAAGCUCUCCUGUCAUUUGCAAAGUCACAUAGAUUUGAUAUUCAGUUCAUUGAUGAAGGAAGUACUUCAAUGGAUCUCUUUGAAGCUUGGAAGAAGGAAUAUAAGUUGCUUCAUGAAUAUUGGAUGGCUCUGAGGAAUCGUGUGUCGGCUAUUGAUGAACUGGCUAUGGCUACAGAACGUCUAAGAGUUCGGGACCCUAGAGAGCCAAAGCCCAACCCACCCGUUCUUCACAUCAUCGAACCACAUGAGGUAGAGCAAAAUCGGAUAAAGCUACUAAAUGAUAAAGCUGUUGCUACAUCACAGCUUCAGAAAAAACUUGGGCAGCUUCUUUACCUAACGAACUUGGAAAAGUCUCAAGACAAAACAUCAGGAGGUAUCAAUCCAGAGCCUUGUCCUAUCUGUGCUCGGCAGCUGGGAAAACAGUGGGCAGUCCUGACCUGUGGGCACUGUUUCUGUAAUGAGUGCACUUCUAUUAUUAUCGAGCAGUACAGUGUGGGGUCUCACAGAAGUUCCAUUAAGUGUGCCAUCUGUCGCCAGACGACAUCCCACAAAGAAAUCUCAUAUGUCUUCACGUCAGAGAAAGCCAGCCAGGAAGAGGACAUCCCUGUGAAGGGCAGUCAUUCUACAAAAGUGGAAGCUGUGGUCAGAACUCUGAUGAGAAUCCAGCUGAGAGAUCCAGGAGCUAAAGCACUCGUUUUUUCAACGUGGCAAGAUGUCCUAGAUAUUAUUUCAAAAGCUCUCACUGACAACAACAUGGAAUUUGCACAGAUCAGUCGUGUUAAAACAUUUCAGGAGAACCUUUCAGCAUUUAAACAUGAUCCCCAAAUCAAUAUUUUGCUGCUGCCCCUGCACACAGGUUCUAAUGGAUUAACUAUCAUUGAAGCUACUCAUGUUCUGUUGGUGGAGCCCAUACUGAACCCUGCCCAUGAGCUCCAGGCCAUAGGAAGGGUGCACCGAAUUGGACAAACAAAACCUACCAUUGUACACAGAUUCUUAAUUAAAGCAACAAUAGAAGAAAGAAUGCAAGCAAUGCUGAAAACUGCAGAGAGGAGUCACACGAACUCAGCGGGGAAGCACUCGGAGGCCUCCGUCUUGACGGUGGCGGAUCUGGCAGACCUGUUCACCAAAGACACCGAAGACCUUGAAUGAAGCGCUCUUGAUUCAGUCUGCAAACUUUAACGUAUUUAAAGACUCUCAUAGCUUGUGGAGCGAAGUUAUAAGUGAAGCAUCCAGUAGAUGUCAGUGUAUACUGUCCUUAGUUGAAUGAAUUUCUUUUCUCUGAGUUGUACAGUGCCCUAGCAGUGAUUGAGCCCUUUUCAAUAUACUGUUUCCAGAAGACCUAUGAAGAUUUUUAAUUUUUCACUCUUAAUAAAACAUUUAUUUUUGUUCCAAAGGAUAUCUAUAUGUGAGGGAAUUGAGACAGGUAAUACGUACUUUUCUUUCCAUAACGUUUGUCUUAAAACGAGUUGGAUUAAGAGAAAGUAAACUAGCCUAGUUUUAUAUGACCUAGUUCUUCAGCCAACGUGAAUCUCAUUUUCGGAAGGGCCUACAGUAUCUUUAGCACAUAAGUCAGCAAUAUCUCGUUAGUAAUAUUUUAAGUAGAUGAUGAAUUAUAUUCACUCCUAGUUAAGUAAAUUUAGAAUAUAACUCCAUACAUAGUAACAUUACAGUAAUACCAUUCCAACAGUAAGUUAGUAUUAGGCCAUUAUUUCUUUUUUUCUGUAUCUUGCUAUGAAAAAUUGAAAUACUGAUCAUUUUUCCUAUUGUUAUUACAUGUUAAGUAGUGUCAGGGUAAACAGUUAACUUUAACUAGGGUUUUUCAGUGUAUUAAUGUUUACCUUAAAAUUAUCUAACCUGCUUUCUCUACUUUUAUUUUUUCUUAUUGUUAAGUUUUUGUGUGUUUUAAGAUGGAGGUAUCUGUAAAUAUUACAAUUUUUGUAACUUCAGUCCUUAUCAUUGUAACAUGGAAAUAUGGCAGGUUUUUAAAAAAUCAUUAUAUUGACGUCCUGCAGUCUUUUCCUUUCCCAUGUUCUGUGUAACUAGACUUUCAACCACAAAUAUCUAAAUUUAUUAUUGGGUUUCUUAUUUUAUUCCACUAGUACUUAUCUCAGUGACUAGUAUUUUAUCUUUGAAGUAAGAGAAUGUCAUAUUUACAUAAGCAAAUAAUUGCAAGUGCUAAUAACUUAGUGUUUCUUCUUCUGUGAAGAAUUAAUGGACUUUGAAAUUGGUAACUAAGGAGUAGUAGAUUAUCAUAUCCUAGUCAUUUGAUGUAAUACAAAUGUUCUCGUUUUGUUUUCUUUGAGCCUUCAAAGUUUUAAAUGACCCUCAGGACUCAUUAGCUUCUGCUUAGCUACCCAGAAACCUGUAACAGAAAUGUCCCCUGGAUCACAUGUGUCCGAGAGGCUUUGGUGCUUAGUGAAGGUGCAUUUUCUUAUUCUAGGUUUGACGUAAACAGCUGAAGAAAACACACACACACUUUUGGUGCUUAUUCUUCAGUUGAAGAAAGAUAUGCAUUGAUUCUUUUGUAUGAAAUGAAACAGAACUAUUCUUUUUUACAGCUCUUUACAUAUUGUAAAGAGCUUUCCUGUACAUUCAUGUGUUUAGUUUGCCCAACAACCCUGUGAAGCUGGUAUAAUUAAUACCACUCUUGUUUUGAAGGGAGAGAACCAAGAUUCAGAAACAUUGAGAAACGAGCCUGUGACCCACGCAGGCGAGACCGCGCAGCGCGGGUCUCCAGCUCUGCCUCAGAGCUCGCGUUCUGUCUCCCCAGCAUCUGUGAUGUCAACUCAGAAACCCAGUGGUUAUGAUUUAAUGAUGCGCAUAUUUUAGUAUUUCUAUUUGUUUCCUAGUGUUCCUUUUGAGCUGCAGUUGUAGGGGAAGCAAUUUGAUAUGCUUCAAUUUUGUAAAAAACUAUAUAUACAUAUAAAUAUACCUAUCUGUACUAGAGGAAAAACUCUUAUUUAUUUCUGUAAGAUGUCAUCAGUUAAUAAAUAUUUUAGUGGAAGUUGAAAUCUGGGGAUUUAUUUAAUUUCUGAGCUGUAGAACAUGCAGUGUGGGGUUUGUUUUCUUUUUUGGUUUUUUGUUUGUUUUGGUCUCAACAAAAGAUGUCAAAAUUGUUUAUACUACUGAAUCCCAUAUUUUACAGACAUUUGUACUUCUUUAAAACAAUUGUGGCAAUUCUUCCAAAUAAUCGUUCAAAACAAAUUCAGAUCUAACCCAAGAAGACGUGUCUUCUUGGCUGCAAACGAAGGGCUUUUUUGUUCCCUUCCUCCAUCACUGUAUGUUCUCUGAAAUACCACUUUGCUUAUAACAGCUGUUUUUAAAUGGGUGCUGUACUAAUGAAUCAUGAGAGAGAAUGAGACAGCUCCAGUCCUUAAGAGAGGACAAAACCUUAAAUGUGUUUUGACGUAGGGAAACAUUUUCUAUUAAGUGAGUCAGGUGAGCUUAUAAGACUGAAAAGACAAUUAUAUACAAUGUAAAAUACAUGUACCUAAUUCUGUAAUCUUUUGCUUCAACCCCAGAUAGCAUUGCUGUGUUUUACUGCAAUUUUUAUUUCUGCUCUUGGCAUAUUGAUGCAUGUAUUUGAUUUUAGUGAUCGGUCCCUUUUGUGUCACAUUAAUAACAACACACUAAAAACUCUUAUCAUGAUAAUUCAACAUGCAAAUCACCAAUACCUUACAAGUUAAUUAGUCAGCCUAACUGUACUUAUCAAAAUGUUUAGGAACUGAAUUGAGCAAUGUAAAGUUAAUCAUCACCUCAAACAAAGGAAGAAAUGAUGUCUGAAAUCUUCCCGGGCUCUCAUUUACUAGUUCUCCCGAGAUUUAGGGUGUUAGAGUUCUUGAUGUUUAUUAAACUCAAAAGAUCAUCUUUAAGAAAUGCCAAA